Rhinocladiella mackenziei CBS 650.93 is the source of this 2628-nucleotide messenger RNA. RefSeq lists its product as uncharacterized. The coding region runs from base 1 to 2628 and encodes 875 amino acids. Gene Ontology annotation, molecular function: protein binding. Lineage: Eukaryota; Fungi; Ascomycota; Eurotiomycetes; Chaetothyriales; Herpotrichiellaceae. The record is from RefSeq and is a predicted model, not a curated record. The transcript has 2 exons.
AUGCUCACCUGUUCAACCUCUCUGCGCCGAGAACUUCGAUUGCAUUUCUUCAACCAACCUCUUUCUCUUCCUUGGACAUGCUCCUCGCUCCCGUGUCCGAUCCUGACCGCCACCACAUUCGUUCGCAACCAUGCCACUCUUGGAUCCAUACAAUUGGGUCACCAUCGCCGUCUACUGUAUAAAGCGUUGCUGAAGAAGCAGCCAGUUGAUGUGCCAAAACUGAAGAAGCCAGGCCUCACCGCCGAGAGGUUCAGUCGCGAUGCCGAUGCACGAGAACAAAACCGUACGCAGCGACUCACCGACAGUGCUCGCGCAAAUCUUGAGAAAGCCAUGGAAAAGGAGUCUCAGUAUUUAGUUGAUCCGCUGAAGCUAGCCCAGUCGGUGGUGGAGAAAUUAAGGAACUCCGAAUUUGAGGCUGCUUUGAGCUUGGUUCGCGCAAGUGAAAAAGCUCGUGAUGGCAUGCCCGUUGACAAUGUUGUCAGUUGGAAUCACAUCAUGGAUUGGCUGAUGAGCCAGGGAAGCCCGUCAAAAGCCUGGAAAGUCUAUCACGAGAUGAAAAAGCGAGGUCACAAACCCGACUCUCAUACUUAUACCAUCAUGUUGCGAGGUUAUCGAGACAAUGUGAAGAAGCCAAACGCCGUCAAGCAAGCAGUAGAUGUUUACAACUCCAUCUUCGCUGCGAACUCUGCUGUUACGGCAACUACCAUCCAUACGAACGCUAUUCUUAGCGUUUGCGCAAGGGCGAAUGAUAUCGAAACCCUCUGGGCAAUUGCCGGACGACUUCCCGACCAUGGGCCCGGCGCCCCUGACCACAUCACUUUCACUACGAUCCUACAAGCCAUCAGCGCCGAGGUUCAGGCUAGGGCUGUAGAGCUGAGUAACCGCAACAAACCCGGAUAUAACCCACAGGUUCUUUUCAAUCAAGCAAUCGAUGAUGCACGGAAAUUGUGGGUUGAUAUCACGACGAAAUGGAGGAAAGGCGAUCUCCAACUUGAUGAGGCCCUUGUCUGCGCAAUGGGGAGAUUGCUGAUGCUUUCCGACGACGCCAAAACCCACGAGGAUGUCCUUAACUUAGUUCAACAGACCAUGAACAUACAGAGAUUUCCUCGAAAUUUGUCUUCGAUGAAGCCCGAUCAUACAGAAGAUCCGGAAGAUACACUGAACAAUCUACCAGAUCAUGCUCCCUCCCAAUCUGGAGUUCCUGCCACGACGUUUACGAGCCUCAUGCCACCUCCAAAUCAACUGGCGACUUCAAAAAGCUCAAUAUAUGCCGUACCGGGUAGGAACACCCUUUCCAUGCUUCUGGAAACAACGACGGCACUCCGACAACUAUCGGAAGGCAAAAAGUAUUGGGAAUUGCUCACCUCCCCCGACGGACCUUACAGGAUUAAACCAGAUUACCAAAACAUUACGGCCUACUUGCGUCUUCUCCGUGUUUCACGUUCUAGUCAGACAGUUCUGAACUUGCUUCGCGAACCAUGGUCCGAGGAGGUUCAGGGCCAAGUGAUGAGUCGGGCCACGUUCGUCAUAGCUAUGAGUACUUGUCUGCGAGACAAGAAAAAUCCCAACGUGUUCGAUAUUGCCAAUCGUCUGCUAGAUAUGAUGCAAGGAUGGGCCGAGAGUACAGGCAGGGAACAGGCUGAAGUCACAGGCAAAGCUGAGGCGGAGGAACAUCAAGGACAAAGACUUCGGCUCUCACCCAAAGUUCUUACAAAGUAUCUUGAAUUAGCGAUGUCCACAACCAAAGGUCUGGACGGAACUAGUUUGGAAAAGACCAAAGAUGGCGACUUGGACUUUGAGCGUGAUCCCCACAAGAACAACACUCUGAGAGCCCUAAAGAGGCUGUCCCCGCAUUUGCUCAACGUCAAGCAACUGAUCAAGCUCCAUUUAAACGAACUCGACGCACAAGCUAGAUUGGGAGCCCGCACGGUGAGGGUCGCGAUGUUGCUGGCGAAACGCCAAAUUACCCCUUAUGUUGUGAAUGAAGACAUGGAAGAGUUGGCGGAAUUUUUGCGAACUCACAUCAGUGCUUACGAUAAGAUUCUGAUGAUCAAUGAGCGAUUGGAGGACGAUGGUUUGGGCCCUCUGGAACAAGGCCUGGUGAAGGAGUGUUGGGAGCAAAAGCGCAAGUUGUCCGCAUUCUUGGGCAAACUGAUCAACCCUGCGGGAAUCCCCGAAGAGGUCCAGCAGGCGCGGAGACAAAAGAAACUGGAUGAAAGCCAAAACAAACCUCCGAUGGAUGCUUCCGGCGAGGAUUCAGAUAGUGAGGGCCUCGACCUCACCGCCCUGAGCCAGAGAACCAAGUUUCUGGAGGAUGUCGAGAUGAAUCAGAAGAGACUCACAAAGUCACGAGAGGAAGGUGGGCUUUCGAGAAGACAGAAGAUCGAAUUGAAAAAGGCGGAGCUAAUCAGGGCCCAAUUUCCGGUCAGUAUGCUCAGAGCUCAAGAGAAAGAAGAAAAACGGCGGAAGAUGGCGCUCAACGCAAAAUUUCGUACCGGAAAGCCUGAUGACGUAUCUCCUUUCCAGACAGAUACGCGAGAAAUGAAAGGAUGGGGUAGUGGAUUCGAGAACCUCGCUCGCAAGCACGGUCAGGAUGGCCGGUCCGAAUUUGUCCAUAUCGGCCCGUAA